GCUUUAUAAAGGCAGGCCACACCAAAGGAGUGAAGUUACACAGACUGGCCCUUUAAACUCCCUGUCAGGUCAAAUACGACUAAUUGGUGACAUUUUCUCUCUGCGUCUGAUAUUUGAGAUUUUAAUUUCAGAAGAGUUUGUGUUUUUUUGUUUUGUUCUGCGGUCGUCAAUGGAUUUGCCAGACUUUCCCUUCCCUCUCUCAUCAGCUGAUGACCUCUAUGACCCCUGCUUCAACACCAGCGACCUGAACUUUUUCGAUGACCUGGACGCACGGCUGACGCACGGCGGCCUGCUGAAGUCGGAGGAUCAUCUCCAUCACCACGUGCCAACAGCGGAGGAGGAGGACCAGCACGUGCGGGCCCCCGGGGGCCUCCACCAGGGGGGCCACUGCCUGCUGUGGGCCUGCAAGGCCUGCAAGAGGAAGACGACGCACGCCGACAGGAGGAAAGCGGCGACGAUGCGGGAGAGACGGCGCCUCAGUAAGGUGAACGACGCGUUUGAGACGCUGAAGCGCUGCACGGCCUCCAACCCCAACCAGCGGCUGCCCAAGGUGGAGAUCCUGCGGAACGCCAUCAGCUACAUCGAGUCCCUGCAGGCGCUGCUGCGGGCCGGCCAGAGCGACGGUGGAGGCGGCUUCUACCCGCAGCUGGAGCGCUACGGCGGCGAGUCGGACUCCUCCAGCCCCCAGUCCAGCUGCUCCGACAGCAUGAUGGAUUUCAUCUCUCCCUGUUCGGCCAGCAGUGAAAACGGAAACACUUCCUGUGGAAAACAAACAGCAGACGGUUGCAGCAGCAGCACCAAGUCGCCGCUCAUUUCCAGCUUGGACUGCCUGUCCAGCAUCGUGGAGCGGAUCAGCACCGACCGGGCCGUGGCCCCUGCCGGGGACAGCGUGGUCCCUCAGGGGGCCGAAUCACCUCAAGACGGCUCCGGCGUCUCUUCUUCACCUGCGGAUCUCGGCAGCAUCUACGAGCCAAUCUCAUCCUGAUGGAGCCAACAGCGCCCCCUGCCGCACGGACUGAUCCAUUACCUCCAUUUUUAAGGAGGAGAACUCUAAAUUAUUCCUGAUUUCUGAAGUAAGCCGCUGUAACAGCUGCAUUUUCUUAUGGAUGAAACAGUUUUCCCUGAAGUUUUUCACAUUUUAGCUGAAAAAAUGAAUUCUGCUGUCUGUUUUUAAGCAUCCAGGAUUCCUGGAGACGACCUUUUUCACGUGAUUCCUGCUGAUAAGAACUGAGGACCAUUAGCACAUCUGACUAGUCACGCUAUGUCAAAAAACAUUUAAAGUGUUGGAGUGAAUGUCUGUAUGAUAUUUAAGAGCUGAUGAAAUCUUAAUAAACACAUAUUUAUAUUGUGA
Messenger RNA from Xiphophorus hellerii (green swordtail), 1351 nucleotides. RefSeq names its product myoblast determination protein 1 homolog 1-like. The transcript has 3 exons. Gene Ontology annotation, molecular function: DNA-binding transcription factor activity, RNA polymerase II-specific; protein dimerization activity; RNA polymerase II cis-regulatory region sequence-specific DNA binding. The coding region runs from base 170 to 985 and encodes 271 amino acids. NCBI's taxonomy places the organism in Eukaryota, Metazoa, Chordata, Actinopteri, Cyprinodontiformes, Poeciliidae. The record is from RefSeq and is a predicted model, not a curated record. Gene Ontology annotation, biological process: regulation of transcription by RNA polymerase II; positive regulation of myoblast differentiation; muscle organ development.